Molecule: messenger RNA, 1603 nt
Organism: Andrographis paniculata
Lineage: Eukaryota; Viridiplantae; Streptophyta; Magnoliopsida; Lamiales; Acanthaceae
Product: ATP-dependent (S)-NAD(P)H-hydrate dehydratase
Exons: 10
Coding region: 261-1358 (365 amino acids)
Biological process (GO): metabolite repair
Molecular function (GO): ATP-dependent NAD(P)H-hydrate dehydratase activity
Source: RefSeq, a predicted model, not a curated record
UCGAGGUUUUUGUUCAAGCGCUUUCAAUUUGUGCCUCUAUCUUUCAAUCUGUUCCGUCAUCGUCUUCGAGGGAUCCGAUCCAGUUCUGCGAGCAAUCUUCCGUGUUCCUGAUAAUCUGCGCAGUUCUGUUCGUGCACAACAAGAAUCCUUCGAUUUUCCUCGUGGUUUUUGGCAAAUUAUGCAAUUUUAUGAGUGUUCGUAUUUGUAUUUGGGCACGACUAGUCCGUGGAGCUCCUAGUCGGCAGUUUUGAAGGCGUUUUAUGGUGAGUUUCUCGGCUGCAGGUGCUGUAAUCAGGAGGCAACAGUUUUUGAUACGGUGUUUAGGAGAUUUCAGUAGUAGCAGCAGCAAAAAUCUUAACUGCAGCACCAUAAGAAUGCAGUCGGUUAUGAGUGGUGGAGGCUCUUCUCUGGAAGCAGAUGCUAUCGCUGUUUUGAAAUCGAUUACUCCAUCUCUCGAUCCUUCCAGGCAUAAAGGCCAAGCAGGGAAGAUAGCAGUUAUUGGAGGUUGCCGGGAAUACACUGGUGCACCAUAUUUUUCAGCCAUUUCUGCUUUAAAAAUUGGUGCUGAUUUAUCGCAUGUGUUCUGUACAAAAGAUGCUGCUCCAGUAAUUAAAAGCUACAGCCCAGAGUUGAUUGUCCAUCCUAUACUGGAAGAAUCAUAUCACGUUAGGGACGAGGAUAAAAAAUCAAUAUCAGCCAAAGUCAUUGAAGAGAUUGAUAAGUGGAUGGAGAGAUUUGAUUGUCUAAUUAUCGGUCCAGGCCUUGGAAGAGACCCUUUUCUCCUGGACUGUGUGAGCAAUAUAAUGAAGCAUGCAAGGGAAUCCAACGUCCCAAUGGUUAUUGAUGGGGAUGGGCUUUUUCUUGUCACAAAUGCUCUUGAUUUGGUCAGUGAUUAUCCCUUGGCUGUCCUCACUCCCAAUGUUAAUGAGUACAAGCGUCUUGUUCAGAAGGUUUUACAGAGUGAAGUAAGCGAUCACGAUGGAACUCAGCAAUUGCUCUCUCUUGCGAGAGGAAUUGGUGGUGUGACCAUAUUAAGAAAAGGAGGAUCCGACUUCAUCAGCAAUGGCGAAACAGUCAGUUCCGUGAGUAUUUUCGGUUCCCCUCGACGCUGCGGUGGUCAGGGCGACAUACUUUCCGGAAGUGUUGCCGUGUUCACUGCAUGGGCUCGUCAAUUUGCUUCUAGAAGCGAUCUGAAAGCGAGCCCUACAGUUUUGGGGUGCAUAGCAGGGUCUGUUCUGUUGCGCAAAGCUGCUUCACUUGCGUUCGAGGCUAAAGGAAGAUCGACUCUUACUACAGACAUAAUCGAGCAUUUGGGAAACAGCUUGGAGGAAUUCUGCCCUGUGUUUCGACAGAACUAAUAGCCCCCGGGCACGAUUUCGAUGCUUUGAUUUAUGCCUUUUAACAGAUAGGUUAAUGGGAAUAAAUCGACGGCAGAUAUGCCCUGGCGAUCAUCGGAAGGGCAACUCUGUAUGCAACGGCCUAGCAGGUUUCUUGUAUUGCCAUUUUUCAACUAGUUUGCUUCAAGAGGUAUGUUUCUAUGAGACUAUGAAUAUUUUGUUACUAUAUAUUAGUAAAUUUAAUUUUACUACGUAUGAUUUGUUGA